Molecule: messenger RNA, 2240 nt
Organism: Mollisia scopiformis
Lineage: Eukaryota; Fungi; Ascomycota; Leotiomycetes; Helotiales; Mollisiaceae
Exons: 3
Coding region: 1-1878 (625 amino acids)
Source: RefSeq, a predicted model, not a curated record
AUGUCGUCUAAUACAACAAUCCAUACCGGGUUCUGGACCAACUACUCCAAAGGAGCAGUAAUUGGAGCAACGCUCACACUUACCAAUCGGAAUGGCGGUGUAUUGAUUGCAGCACUUGCUAUCUUCAUCCAGCUCAUUGGCGGGCAAUCCUGGGGCAUCAUAAGUUUUAUUGUGCAUCAACGACGAACAACGACUCUUGCUAGAGAUGGUCUACAUCACCAACAACAAGCGGUGUUGAGAAACAACAAUUCUGAUGCCAGCUUUACCUGGCAAUUUAGCAGAAUAGGAUGGGCAUGGCGAUCUCGUGCCCUGAGGCCUUACCGACGAUCUCUUCUUUUUAUCGUGAUGGGGGUUCUUCAUCUCGUAGCCUUUGGAGCUGCUGGCAUCUUAGCUUCGCACAUUAUCACUGCUGGAGACGAGGUAACUGUAGCUCGGAGCAGUAGAUGUGGUCCAUGGGUCUCAGUUACGGAGAGCGGCAGUGACCCGAUUUCAGACGCACACAUACUUCAAGCAAGUUAUAUUGCAACGCUCGCACGAGCUGGCCAGCAAUAUGUCCAAGAUUGUCCUGGAGACUCUCAAUCCCUACCCGAGUGCAACAUGUUCAAGCGUUCGCAAUUGCCUUGGGUAUCAAGAGCAAAUACUUCAUGCCCUUUCGAUGAUCUCUGUCUUGGCCCUCUCAACAGUGGUUUAUCUCUGGACACAGGCCUGGUUGAUUCGCGCGACGAUCUUGGCAUCAACGGUAGAGAAGGUGAUCGGAUUCAAUGGAGGAAGAACAUAACGUGUGUGCCAAUCACCACAGACGGUCAUAGCAAAAAUGGCACUAGCUUCGUAAACUACAGAUAUCCGUAUUACAGAGGCCGCAAUGCCUUCAACUAUACAGCCAUAUUUACGGACCUCGUUAUACCCUCAAUUACUCCAUGUUGGGAUUUCCUGACCCUAGUUUCACCAAUGCAACUUAUCUGUAUACAAACUACCCAGAUAUCAGGGUGCCCGAAUACCCAGUCACUCAUGACCUUUAACCCUAUUCCAGCACUAUCUAUUCUGGAUACUGACCUUUCUUUAUACUUUACUACAGUACAAACAUGGUAUACAGCGCCAAGCGAUGAUCUCUGGCUACCCGCUCAUCUAGCUCUAUUUGAAAACUUCCAAGCAAGCUCUGGACCGAUCGUUCGGAAGGAAAUAUACUUUCCGGAUAACCAGGUAACAGUCCUGGCUUGUUUGGAGCAACAGCAGAUCUGCAACCCUACACCGCUCGUUAACAACACGAAACAUUGCACGCGCUUUCAACCCAUCUUUACAAACUUUGAAGAGCUUCAAGACGUAUUGAGCACUUCGCGUCAGAUGAGGCUAGCAUAUUCAUUGUUGAAUUCAUCUAUGCAAUCAUCGCUUGCCUAUACCAUCGACGCCAUCCCACUACUCGCAGAAAGUCUUGGAGAUGGGGCACUAUCUUUGCCCAUAUCUCCCAUCCAAUGGAUCCUUGAGACCGAAAAUUGGUUUAAGGUCGGUCUGUACAUAAUGCAGCGGCUUACGGUGGACUUUGCUACUAGCCCGCCUUCUCAAUUUUCACAGUUCAUCCCAUUAAAUCAAUGGAAUAAUGAUACCGACCUGCGCUGGAUGUGCGACAAUCAAAUUCUGAAGCGCAGGGAUUACACAAACUUUCACAGCCUUUCCAUCGGAUUUAUAUUCGGAUUUGGUGUACUUGUCUACGCAAUUAAUCAAAGUCUCGAGACGACUGUAGGCUGGGUACGCUUGAAAUGGAGAAGUGGGCGGUGGAGACAACGGGCUUGGUGGGCUGACGGUACUCUGCAGUUGCAAAGACGUGCAUUUGAAGGCAUGGGUAUUAAGGACUGGGAAUUGGAUGAGUGGGACAGGGUAUGACCGAAAAGGGCAGGGUGUUUAGUGCGUUGAGAAAUUGGGAUGAAAUGCUUCCACACUCUGUGAAACUCAAAAACACAGCUGUGGUUGGGACGAACAAGACUUCAGUAAGCGAGGUGGCUGAGGAAGAUAAAGACAUUGUACAGGUGGCUUCUAGCAGUCCCCCUCGUAAGGAGGUGGCGAGAGACACCAAGAGUCCCAGACCAUACUCUGUUUAGGUGGCACUCUGGAGCAAGGUAAAACCUGGGGUGGAUUUACUACUUGUCUAUUUGUAUUCUUCCCGAUGUGGCGAUCUCCUAUAUUCUAAUCAGUACGUGUGGACAAAGACAUGACGUACAUUUGAAGUAGAGUAUGGAGAGGGGAUC